Molecule: messenger RNA, 883 nt
Organism: Meloidogyne enterolobii
Lineage: Eukaryota; Metazoa; Nematoda; Chromadorea; Rhabditida; Meloidogynidae
Source: the annotation of a GenBank genome assembly
UUCCAUUCUCUUUCAGAGCUUAUAAGCCUGAUUCCAUUAUUGAACAUUUUUCGCAGAAUAGCGUUCGCAAAAUUUUAACUCCUCCCAAAGUUCAAAAUAGCACUGUUCCAUGUUUUGUCUGGACCGUGUUUUGGAAGACUUGUUUUGCCUCUUCCCCAUUUAUAAGUUGUUUAGAAAAUAAAUGGAAGUUAUUCUAUUUGAAAAAAUGGUUGUCUUACGGUAAACUAGUAUGUUUGUCAUUACAGUUAAACAAGGAUGUGGCCGUCCGGACUUGUCAAAAGAAAAAGAAACGGACAUACAGUUGAUUUUAUGUAUGCAUAAAAAUUUUUGCAAUACAAAAGAAGAAUUUGAAAAAGAAUUUUUUUGCCUGAUUAAAGGCUGGGAUGAAUUAGAACCUAGGAGAAAAACGUGUUAUGAAUUUUCAGGAUCGAAUGACCCUGAGGAUGAUUCAUGUUUUAUUAAUCGACGUGAGGAUGGAAAAGUGGAACAAGGUUGUGGAGAGUGGAACAAGGCAUCAUGCCCAGAUAAUAAAGAAACGGAAUUUUGUAAAUAUUGCUAUUCAAGGAAUUGUAAUGACGAAAAAAUAAUACCUAAAUAUUGUUGGACAAAUUACGGAAAAAUUAAAGUAAAUGGAGAUGUUCCUUGUUUUGCGGAAAGAACAAAAGCUAAUCAAAGUUUUGUUGCUGGUUGUGGCACUUGUGAUGAAAAUAAAAUAGACAAUUCUUGUGUUGAUUGUAGAGGAUUAAAUUGUAAUAUAAAAGAUAAAUUAAAGGAAAGUGUUUUUUGUUAUGAGAGAAAAGAAAAUGGAAAUGAGAAGGAAGGAGGUAGACCUUGUAAAUCGAAAUUUUGUUUUAUAUCUGUGGAUGUUAAUAAAGGUAAUUAA